AUGGUAAGAUGGCCAGCAACUGUGGUUCGUUACAUAUAUAGCCAUGAGUAUGGAACAAAAUCUGUUAGUAUCCAUCAGCCACAAUGACUCAAAAAAAAAUAGUAUCAAGAGAAUGACAUGCUACCCAAGCACUUGAAAAGGCCAGAGCCCAGAAAGCCUGAAAUCAGUCCCAUACAAGCCAAAGGUUUCUAUGAUCUCGAUUCUUUAAAAUAGGCUGCCUGGAUCAGAGCCCAGAACCAGCUAGUUCCAUGUGAUGUUUGUGGGCGUACUUUCCUUCCAGACAGACUGAUCAUACACCCAAAGUCCUGUAAACUGAAACCUGCAGCAUGA
Messenger RNA from Numida meleagris (helmeted guineafowl), 330 nucleotides. RefSeq names its product zinc finger protein 474 (gene ZNF475). Lineage: Eukaryota; Metazoa; Chordata; Aves; Galliformes; Numididae. The record is from RefSeq and is a predicted model, not a curated record. The transcript is spliced from 2 exons.